GAAAAGAAAAUGGCUGCAACAAAAGCGCGCGAGUGCGACUAAAAAAUAAUUUUGUAAUACCGCGCGAACGUGCAUUCUUAUUGACUGGGAAAUUGAAUGUUUUUUUAUAAAUUUUGUAUUGAAUCAGAAUUCUGUAAAAGUUUUCAAUACGUGACAAAGGAAAAGAUUUUAAUAUUUAAGCAAAAACAGACCAAACUGUAAAUUCUUUAUUUUUACAGUAACUUUAAAAUAGUAAUAGGAUAUAAAAAUGCAUGAUUUUUGUAAUGAUUUUGAUAGUGUUACACCCGAUAUAUGGAUGCUAAAUGAAGCCGCAUGGAAUGAAAGACUUAUUCAGUUACCAAACUGGGAGAAGAUUCCUCUAAUAAACUCAAAUGCUUCACACAACUUGCCUGAUGGCUCUUUGGUCCGUUUUCGUGGGAUGGUCCAGGACAUGCAUAACCCAGAAUUCUUCUUUGAACAGUUUGAAGUAUUCAACACAGUUACUAAUGAAAUAAAGAACAAAUCUGGAAAAUACACUGAUACAGCGCAUAUCUUGGAAAAUGAAAAGAUAAACUACACUGAAAAUCUUAAAAGUGCCCAACGUCAGACCAUAGUAGUAGUCUCGAUGCCAGGUUUGAACAAAUGGGCACAGAGUAUAGAAGAUGAACAGAACUAUCUUAAACACUUGGACCAGCUGCCCAAUACAUCAAAAAGGUUAAACUUGAACUCUACAAAGCUAAAGCGUAGCUACGAUGAGAGUGAUGAAGACCCUGAUGCUAUGGAUGUGGAGAAUGAUGGAGGUGGUAAUAAAGAAAGAAGGACAGCUGAAGUUGUAAGCAAUGCAUCAAAGGUGGUGUCCAGAGAGCAUUUACUUAACUUUCCACUUCCCAAUGUUGCUAGCCAGUCAUGUAUUGUCAAGGUAUAUGAUGAUAAUGAUAAUCUCAAAAUAAACGACAUGAUCGAAGUGGUAGGCUUUCUAUCCGUGGACCCGGCACUAUCAGGCGAGUUCCAAGCCGAAAAGGACUAUUUGCUGGAACCCACAUCCGAGACUGAUGCAGAGAUCAUAACGCAUAACCCUCCUCCCAGUCUGGUGCCUAGAUUGCAUGCAGUGCAUGUAAAGAAGUUGAAACAUUGCAACCCGUUGGUUAGGGGAGCUAUAGAUCAAGAGACUAUACUAAAAGAAGCAAACACAGCAAGAGAGCAUCUGUUGAAAGCGUUAAAAGAGCUGCUUCUGGGAGAUGAGUUGACUGCAGAGUAUUUAAUAUGCCACCUCAUUGCUUGCAUAUAUCUCCGUCAAGAUACAUUUGCCCUAGGACAGUUUUGCCUCAACAUAUCCAACCUGCCUACUAAGAAAUACCCUAACUACGCUAAACAGCUGUAUGACAUCAUCAAACAGUUUGUCACCAAGAGCUACUAUCUGCCGCUCACUGUACAGAAUAUGAACACUAUGGCACUACUACCUAAAAAAGACUAUCACUGUAACCGACUAACAAGUGGCAUUCUACAACUAAGCAAGCACACACACCUGGUUCUUGACGAGACCCAAAUGGAACAAGGCCAGUUAGAUGCCACUGGAGUGAACAACAUCUCAGCUCUGGGCAAUCUCAUCAAACUGCAGAAAGUUGAAUAUGACUUCAAGUAUUAUAAGAUGGAAUUUGAUUCUGAUAUAAAUGUGCUGGUCUUAUCCGAGGGAAAGUCUUUGUUACCGAGUGACUAUUACAUACCCCUACGGCCGGAGGAGUCGUCGUUGGAAAUAUUCGACGCGAUCGUGGAAGCGGCUACUUACUACUUGAAGGAAGAGAUCAUGAACACCAUCAGAAUAUAUCUAACUAACCUGAAACUCGCCAAAUACUCUAUUAGUGAAAACUUACAGUUUGUAGAAGACGAUUUCGUAGAAAUGCGCAGUAACUCGGAUAGCGAUAACCCAGUAACAGCAGACGACUUGCACCGACUCUUAGUACUAGCGCGCCUCGUCAGCCUCUCCAGAGGUCACGAUACGCUCACCAGAGACUGCUGGGAACACACUAAAAAGAUGGAGGAAGAAAGGCUACACAGGCUCAAAAAUAGAAUUGCACCUACUUUGUAAUUUCUUUUUAAAUUUAAGUGUAAUGUGCA
Messenger RNA from Maniola jurtina (meadow brown), 2094 nucleotides. Its product is annotated as mini-chromosome maintenance complex-binding protein. The record is from RefSeq and is a predicted model, not a curated record. The coding region runs from base 248 to 2065 and encodes 605 amino acids. The transcript is spliced from 10 exons. Gene Ontology annotation, molecular function: chromatin binding. Lineage: Eukaryota; Metazoa; Arthropoda; Insecta; Lepidoptera; Nymphalidae. Gene Ontology annotation, biological process: DNA-templated DNA replication.